This is a messenger RNA of Schistosoma curassoni, 1085 nucleotides long. The record is from the annotation of a GenBank genome assembly. NCBI's taxonomy places the organism in Eukaryota, Metazoa, Platyhelminthes, Trematoda, Strigeidida, Schistosomatidae.
AUGUCGACCAAAGGUGAUAAAGCGGUUGAAAGACAAAUGCAAAUGUUUGAAAUCGAAAUGAUGCAACAAGUAUUUACCAGUAUGACAAGUAGCUGUCUAGCUAAAUGUGAAGCAGUUUGUUUAGAUAGAUGCGCCUCAAAAUUUAUGCAAGCGUAUAUGCAAACUACUAAGAAGUUGUCUACAAUGGCAUCAUCAGACCCGAAAGUGUCGCCGCAUUUAUUAAGAAUGGGUCUUUGGCUUCAGGCCCCUUUGGUUUUGUUAUGCAUAGUGAUCUUGGUUUCAUCGGUGCCUACAUCAAUACAAAAACACGAGCUUGAAGAAAAUGAUUCCUUUGACAGUCAACUGAUAGAGGAUAACAGAUCACAUUUUCGAGGACGCCAGUCUGGUAACAGGCUUGAAUCUGAUAAAAAUGAUUCAUUACCUGGUGAAAGACGGUCACGUAGGCGUCGCAGAAAGCAUAACCGAAAUUGUGAACAACCAGGCCAAUGUCCUGAAGGUGGUGCUAAUUGGAGACGGCCACACAGACGUGGAAAAAAACAUCGUACACGAUGCAGUGGUGAUGGUGAUUGUCCUGAGGAAAUUUGUCUGUUUAUCUUCGAACUGACUUUUGUUCAAAAAGUAUACAACACUACAUUCACCCAUUCAUCCAUAUACUCAAUUUAAUCCAUUGCAAAAAAAGUAACUUUACUUAUUGUGUUUGCGGUCUUAUUUCAUGUUUUAUCAACUCAUUCAGUCAUUAAGCAUUUAAUUCCUUAUCCCCACUGCUCGAUUUUACCCUUGCAAUUUUACUCAGUUUUAUUUUUGCUUGUUUUUGUUUAUAUUUUGCCUUAACUGGUCUUUUUUGUCAUUGAAAUGUGUGUGUGUGUACACGUAUGUAGUUUUGUUUCUUAUAUUUGCUUUUAUUACAGUUCUCAGUAAUUUCCGAUGGGAAAUAUGAAUUACUCAAUGUUGCCAAUAUAAAAAAUACACGAUAAAUCCUUGUUAUUCAUCUUCAGUGUCUGUUCACUUAUCAUCUUCAAAUUGUUUUCAUUACCACUGUUUACCUGGUCAUGUAAUUACCGGUUAUUCUAUUCAACGAAAGUUUU